AUGAUGGUCAUCAUCAUGCAUCAGUUCCUGUCUAUGUCUGUCUGCGUGCGUGAAGGAGGUACGACACGCGCAGUGUUCUCAACUCUUGCGCUCACUCAAUCGGUCGUCUAUUUCGGAAGAGUUCUUGAAUGGAUGGCGAAUCCGGGGAUGUACCCGAUGGCGUCGUCGGGUGUCGGAGGCCUGCGUGCAUACUUCCCAACGCACAUGACCGCAGCUGCAGCCGGCUCUUCGGGCCUGUCGAGGCUCGGCACGCCGCCUGGGAGCGGGUUGACGAGUCCCGUGGGUGGUGCUAGCACGAAACACUUGUUGAAGUCGGAAGACGGAUUGAUCUCAAGCCACCUGCCCCACGCAUCUCACAUGACCAGUCACCACCUGCCGCAUGCCUCGCCCGGAAGCGGCGGCGGAGGUAGUGGGACUACGGCCGUGCGGUCCUUGUCCCAUGGCCACACGUCCCAGUCAUCCACCUCGUCGUCGUCGUGUUCGAACCAGUCCAGCUCCGAUCGGAACAAACCCAACAAGCCUCACAUCAAGAAGCCGCUCAACGCCUUCAUGCUCUACAUGAAAGAAAUGCGAGCAAAGGUAGUGGCAGAAUGCACCCUCAAGGAGAGUGCGGCCAUCAAUCAGAUUCUCGGCCGACGGUGGCAUGCAUUGUCGCGAGAAGAGCAGGCGAAAUAUUACGACAUGGCUCGGAAGGAGAGGGAGCUGCACCUGCAGUUGUACCCGGGCUGGACGGCGCGCGAGAGUUACGCCGCGAAAGCCAUCAAGAAGAAAAAGAAAAAAGACAAGUCCCUGGAUGGAGGAAGAGGAGUAGUCACAGGCGGACGAGUCGUUGCCGAUGUGCGGGAGGAAGGAACGAUGCGGGACGUCGUUCGGCGGCGACGCGUAGGCGAUGCUGUAGGAGGGCAACGCGGGUGUAGUUGGUUGGUUAACUAG
Messenger RNA from Notodromas monacha, 933 nucleotides. The record is from the annotation of a GenBank genome assembly. NCBI's taxonomy places the organism in Eukaryota, Metazoa, Arthropoda, Ostracoda, Podocopida, Cyprididae.